AUGGCCGAAAACACAGCUCCAGCGGAAGGAAACAACCAGAACUGUUCGUUCUGCGAGGAUGUUGACGGGGUGGACGACAUGGUCCAAUGCGACGUUUGUGACCUGUGGGCUCAUUACCGGUGUGCCGGUGUGACGGAAGCGGUCAAAAAUGAAAGCUGGAGUUGCUCGAAGUGUAGCAUUCAACUACAGGUACCAAAACCUGGUAGGAAGGCACCCGUGAAGAAGGGGCCGCCUAGAAAAACAGGUACAAAGAGCGACGCCGGGUCCGAUAUCAGCAAAGGAAGCGCACAAGGGUCUAAUGUUGAAUCUUCGCUCCAACAAUUGUAUCUAGAGCAGGAAGCUAAAGAGAAGGAAUUGGAGGAGCAAAAAUUAUUUUAUGAGAGUCGCUUAGAUAUAGAGCGUUCCUUUCUGCAGCGAAAGCGGGCGCAACAACAAGAUAUGUUGCUUAAGGAGAGGCAACUAUUGGAGAAACGUCUGUCCGACGAACGGGAAUUUUUAGAACGGCAGCAGGCACUCCGGACCCAAUUCCGGCACAUGAAACUAGAGCUAUCCCGUCAAUUCGAGGGUACGGAUGAUGAAGUAGACGAGGAAAGUCCGGAAGGUGCGGCUGAUAAAGUCCAGCAGUGGAUGAAAUCCAACCGGCAGGAUCCUCGAGGUGCGUAUCCGAAGCAGCAAGAGAGAGUUACUACAUCUUCAUCGGGCGACAGAGAGGCCAUCGAAGAUGAGGAUAAGGCGGAAAAGCUAAAGCGAGACAGUCUAGUCAGAAAUGUCAUCGGUGCACGUUCGGUUGCCACAAAAGGCAACACAAUACAAAGCAAAACAGGAUCGAGCAGCGUAAACAAUCGAUCAUUGAUCUGCGGAGUAUUUCUCAGAUAA
This is a messenger RNA of Topomyia yanbarensis, 876 nucleotides long. RefSeq lists its product as uncharacterized. Lineage: Eukaryota; Metazoa; Arthropoda; Insecta; Diptera; Culicidae. The transcript has a single exon. The record is from RefSeq and is a predicted model, not a curated record. The coding region runs from base 1 to 876 and encodes 291 amino acids.